Molecule: messenger RNA, 1404 nt
Organism: Cryptosporidium ubiquitum
Lineage: Eukaryota; Apicomplexa; Conoidasida; Eucoccidiorida; Cryptosporidiidae
Exons: 1
Coding region: 1-1404 (467 amino acids)
Source: RefSeq, a predicted model, not a curated record
AUGGAUAGCAUUCUGAAAAGUAAAUAUACCGAAAAUAGAAUUGAAUACGAUAAAUUUAGCUUAAUAUCUAUUAAUUCAGAGUUUAGUUAUAACAACACUAUUGAUAAUAUACAGAAUUUUAACAAAGGAACAAACAAUUGUAAAACGUCCCUAAAUCCAAAAAGAAACUUAAAAAUGAAUUCAGCCGGACUCCGAAAAGAUAAAGGAGGAGGCACAGGGACAGGAAUAAUUGGGCCUGGCCUAAAAAUUGGGAAAGAAAAAAGAUUGGAUUUAAUUAGGGAUGCACUUAAAUCACUUUAUGUUGAUAGAACGAAACCACAUCUUCAGGAACUCAUUAGAAGAUUAAAAGAGCGUGUAGAUUUAGGUGCGAACUAUAACUUGCAAAUGAUGAUAAAAGAUUUAAGUGAAAAUGAAGAAGAGUUCUUGCUAUUUGAUAAUGGCGAAAUUUACUUUAGAAAUUGUUAUGUUCCUGAGAACCAUUGGGUUGAUCCAAAAAAUCCGAAUAAUCCUUAUUCCCGUGAAAUAUGGAGUGGAUUCUUACAAUAUAUUAAUAACUUAGUAUGUGUUAGAGGAGAAGGUAAUUUUAAUAGCUCUAUAAUAAUGAGAAAUUCAAAUAAUUAUUUGAUAGAACCCAGCAAUCAUGAAUUCAUUUUAAAGCAGAAAGAGAAUGAAUCAGACUUUUCAUUAUUAUCAUCAACAUUAUCAUCUUCAUCUUCAUCAACCUCAUGCUCAACUAAUUCUCAAUCUCAGCCAAACUUACUUAGAUAUCAAUUUAAAGGAGGGCGGUAUGGAGUUGCAAUGGAGAUACACAAAGCAAAAAUUUCUCAAUUAGAAAACCUAUCAUUGGGAGAAUUGUCUCAUUUAGUCCAACUUGCUAUUAAUGGAGGAAUUCUACAAUAUGAAAACAAUGUUUUGAAGCCAAGAUGUACGUGUGUUAAGAUUGCUGCUGCUGCUUUAUCAGUGGAUGUUGAUCAAAUUGAAAGCAAUGAAGCUCCAACUGAUGACUCAAACUGUCCAGCAACAACAAUAAACAAUAACUUAAUAGAUUUAAAAUAUAAACUUAAUGAAAUUUUAAUUAUGUAUCCAAAUGGCAUAUUAUUAAGUUUAUUAAAAAGGUUUUUUAAUACAUAUUGGGGGAAAAAACUCUCACCUACAGUUUUCGGUUACACACACAUCUCGACUUUAUUACUAUCUGAUGAGUUAAAACAGACUUGUAGAUUGUAUUUUGAUUCAUUCAAUCAUGUAAUUGUUCAGUCUACGAAAUUCGAUAUUCCAAAUAAUGUCAGACUUCUAGAAGAUGAGAAAUUUCAAAAAAGAACCUCCUUUUUUGACUUUGGUCUCUUUGUUCCCAUAAGGAAUAUGUCUGACAUCUCAUUUGAAUAUAUGAGGUUAUUAAAUAAAUAG